Messenger RNA from Anopheles aquasalis, 6739 nucleotides. RefSeq names its product Dystrophin (gene Dys). Gene Ontology annotation, cellular component: plasma membrane. Gene Ontology annotation, biological process: synaptic signaling. Gene Ontology annotation, molecular function: protein binding; zinc ion binding. Lineage: Eukaryota; Metazoa; Arthropoda; Insecta; Diptera; Culicidae. The record is from RefSeq and is a predicted model, not a curated record.
AAAAAAAUCAGAGCUUUAAAGUCCCCCUAGCGUGUAUCAAAUUCCUUCCAGUAUUAAUUCAUGACUGUCGAUUCUACCUACUCGUAGUCUUAGUGUUCAUGGUGUAUAAAUCAAUCCAAAAAUUCAACAUACAAUGGAACAACAGAAAGCAACAGGGUAUACCCGCCCUACUGGAAUUGAAAUGGAUCAACCUGCUAGUUCGGUUUUUUUGCGUGCGAAUCAAGUCAAGCCACCUGAAAUACCAGUUCGUGCAGGAACAUCAAGCAUAAAGGCACCGGAAGUUCCUCCUAAAAAUAUCAUCAAAAGACCAACGACAAUAGGAACUUGUAGUAACGGGAAUGAAGGUAGUAUUGCUGGCGUGUCUGAAGUAACACAGCGUCUUGGUCCAAUACCUUCGCGAAAUCCUCAGAAAUUGGUGCAUCAUGCCAAAGGUAUUUUUCCACAAACCACAUCAACCGGCACUACUACAAGCGCACCAAUUGUUGCAACAACCAUGGAUAAAAUUGUUGGUUCGGUUCCCUCCAUACACCAUGAAUCAGGCAAACUGGCCUCCAAAUCAACUGAUAUAGAAGACUACGGUUCGGAGGACGCUCUCCGGGGUAUCGAAAGUGGACUUCGAAACGUAGAACGUGCUAUAAAGGAGCAAAUGAUUUUAAGAUCGUCAAUAGAAGCUGAGGACAUAUCGAAGAUGUCCCACGUACUGAAAUUCGUUCGCCAUGAAAUGCUAGGGAAGCUCCCGAAUAAUAUGGGAUCAGCUACAACGCUAGAGAAUUCGUUUGAAGGCACAUCGAGCACAACUGUUUUGCAAGGAUUGAAAUAUGACCUCUUUGACCAGGGCCAGAGGAAAAUCAGCCUAGAACGUGGAGCCAGCAUGGAAAAAUUGCGAUAUGAUACGAGCGGGUCAGGUAUAUUAAAUAGUGAAAAUGGUAUGGGCGGCCUGGAGCGUGGCGCGCAGCAACGUCCUAUAGAACAUCAUUUUCGAUCUCUGGAUCGUCAUCUACCAGUCGAGCUUCAGUAUACCUCUGCUCAACGGCAAAGGUCACAAGAAAUGGAGUUUAUCAAGCAACAACUUCUCCCGGUAAUAACUAGAAAUCAGGAUUCGAAUAGUUUGAAUCGUGUGGGAAGUUCCAAGGAAGAUCUCAGAUCAAGGAGACGUUCUUCGCAUGACGAGAGCUUGUAUACUAGCAGCAAUACAGUCACACGUAUAAAAGAUUCCACUCCAUGGGACGAGUCGACACAAUCGGUGAUGCAAAGGAAAACUCAGCUAACGGCAAUGCUAGGAGAUUCCCAAAGAUACGAAGCUAAACGAUUAGAAAUAGAUGGUUGGCUUACAAGGAUGGAGAAUAUAACAGAACGAAUGGGGCCUGUGGCAACGACGGCGGAUGUCUUAGAGAUACAACAUAAAGAACAAAAGUCAUUUCAUGCUGAGUUUCAUAAAUUCAACCAUCAAAUAGAGUUGUUCAACCAAUUGACUCAAAAACUGAUUUCAGUUUAUCAAUGUGAUGAUACAUCAAGAAUAAAACGAAUGACCGAGUCCAUAAAUCUAAGAUAUAACAAUUUAAACACUUCGAUAAUAUCCCGAGGCAAACAACUGCACGCCGCAAUGCACUCACUACAGACAUUCGAUCGAACUUUUGAACAGUUUCUAGGAUGGCUUAGUGAAGCAGAAUCCGUUUGUGAGAACACUGAAUCAGAAGCUGAGCGGAACCCACAUUGUCUACAGGAUUUUCAGUCAGAUAUUGAUUCCAACCGAAAGGUGUACGAAGGACUUGAUAGUACAGGAAGAAAAUUGCUGCGAUCGUUGACUUCUCAGGAGGAUGCGGUUAUGCUGCAACGCAAACUGGAUGAAAUGAAUCAGCGAUGGACUCAUCUUAAUUCACGUAGUGCAGCCAUCAGAAAUCGUUUGGAAUCGAAUUCAGAACACUGGAAUGCAUUAUUACUUUCAACACGCGAAUUGACGGAGUGGGUCAUUCGGAAGAAUACAGAGCUUACGUCGAUCGGAUUUGGUUCCAUAAACGGCGAUUCCAAUAGUUUGCAAAAGCAAUUGGAUGAGCAUAAAGCAUUUCGCAGAAGGCUAGACGAUAAGAAGUCUAUAAUCGAAAAUAAUCUAUUAAGUGGGAGACAAUACAUAUCGAAUGAAUCACCACUCUCAGAUGCUAGUGACUCAGAGGCCAUUGAUGAAAUUAUGUACAUGUCUACUGAUCAGCAAAAUCGUAUACUUAGUCGUAGCAUUCGUCGAGAAGUGAAUAAGCUGUCCGAGCAGUGGUCUUUACUUAUAGAAAGGUGCGAUAAAUGGAAACAUCGGCUGGAUGAAAACGUUACGAGAAUGCGUCAGUUUCAAAAAAUUCUCGAUGAUUUGAGCUCGCGCGUAGCAUCGGCAGAAACAAUAACACACUCCUGGGCAGCGCCCAUGCCUGCCGCUGAUCCAACUGAAGAGGUGCAGCAUUUACAGCGUCUAAAGGACAAGUUGGUUACUGCAAAUGCAUUGUUGGAUGAUUGUAAUGAGCAGCAGCAUUUCUUCUCAUCUUGUCAUGUAAUCGUGCCAAGUCCAAACCUAGCAAAGCUGGAAGAUAUAAGUACACGCAUGAAACUUCUUCACAUUGCUGUCGAGGAAAGAUUCAAAAUGCUACAGCAAAUCAACGAACAACACGGGGAUCGCAAUACGUAUAACAUGGUUGCUGGUAGCAACGUUGAAGAUGGAGCAAAGUUUUCUAAAGCCCUGCAUAUUGCAGCGGUUGGCUCAUGCGUACCAGAUCUAGAUAAAAGCGUUCAAAUUCCCUGGGAACGGGCCGUGACGCCUGCUAAUGUGCCUUACUAUAUAAACCACGAACACGAAAGUACGCACUGGGAUCAUCCAGAGAUGAUAGAAUUAAUGAAAUCGUUGGCUGAUUUGAAUGAAGUUCGGUUUUCGGCAUAUCGCACAGCUUUAAAAUUACGUACCGUGCAAAAACGAUUAGCAUUUGAUCGUCUCAACAUGGGAAUGGCAAUUGACGUUUUCGACCGAUAUGGGCUUCGUGCACAAAAUGACAAACUGAUUGAUAUUCCCGACAUGAUAACGAUUCUCAACUCUUUAUUGUCAACUGUGUUAGAUUCAAUUGACCGGAACGUAAUGCUCGAUUUGGCAAUCAAUUGGAUAUUAAAUGUGUAUGAUUCACAGCGUACAGGACAAAUUCGUGUCCUGAGUUUCAAGGUGGGACUUAUACUUCUGUGCCGUGGACAUUUGGAAGAAAAAUAUCGCUAUCUAUUUCGACUGAUUGCCGACUUGGAGAAAAAGGUAGACCAGCGAAAAAUGGGACUGCUAUUACACGAUUGCAUUCAGGUACCUCGUCAAUUGGGAGAAGUGGCGGCAUUUGGAGGAUCUAACAUCGAGCCAUCGGUACGUUCGUGUUUUGAGUUGGCGGGCAACGUGAGUCAUAACGCAGAACUACAUGAGGCAGCAAUAGAAGCUCAACACUUUUUAAGCUGGCUGCAGCAAGAACCACAGAGUUUGGUGUGGCUUCCAGUGUUGCAUCGCUUAGUAGCAGCAGAAUCGGCGAAGCAUCAGGCGAAAUGUAAUAUUUGCAAGGAGUAUCCAAUAGAAGGUUUCCGUUAUCGCUGUUUGAAAUGUUUCAAUUUCGAUAUGUGCCAAAAAUGUUUCUUCACCGGAAAAAGUACGAAGAAUCACAAAUUAAGCCAUCCCAUGCACGAGUACUGUACAACGGCCACUUCCACCGAGGAUGUUCGGGAUUUCACUAGGGCAUUAAGGAACAAGUUUAAAAGCAGGAAAUACUUCAAAAAGCAUCCUCGCGUUGGUUACCUGCCUGUGCAAAGCGUUCUCGAAGGAGAUGCACUUGAGAGUCCUAUCCCAAGUCCUCAGCAUGGUACGCACACACUGCAAAACGAUAUGCAUUCGCGCUUGGAAAUGUAUGCAUCACGUUUGGCACAAGUUGAGGGAGGUACAAGAACAAAUUCAACUCCUGACAGUGAUGAUGAACAUCAUCUUAUUGCACAAUACUGCCAGUCACUUCCGCCGUCUGCAUCAACGAAAUCAAGAAGUGCCGGCAAUGGCAGUGCCGCACCAAAAUCUCCAGUUCAAGUAAUGGUAGCUAUGGAAGCCGAACAACGAGAAGAAUUGGAAACGAUGAUAAAAGAGCUCGAGGAGGAAAAUGCAAAUUUGCAAGUGGAAUAUGAAAAACUAAAGGCAAAGAAAUUGUGUACACCUAUAACCACUCCAGACGAAGGUUACAAAACACCGACCUCAGCAACGUCUGCGGCAGCUUCUCUUUCGUCGACAGGUGGCUCGGAUAUGGUAACUGAGGCCAAACUUUUACGCCAACACAAAGGUCGGUUAGAGGCUAGAAUGCAGAUUUUAGAAGAUCAUAAUAAACAAUUGGAGGCGCAAUUGCAACGCCUACGUCAGCUGUUGCAUGAACCGUCGCAAUCCAAACCACAAACUUUACAAACACGUUCGGUGACGGCUUCACAGUUGAACACUGACUCUCCGGCAAAAAUUCAUCUCAAUGGACAAUAUGAUCAAAACCAAUCAUCAGAUCUAGGGCUAAAUUCUAAUUCAGUCUUUAAAGCAACAGGAGGAGGGAUGAAUGGUUGUAUGUCUACACAUGGUGACGGAAACAGGCAACGAGAAUCGUAUAAUAACGAUAGCACCGAUAAACCAGCAGAAGUUGGUCAACCAUGCGCUAUGCUAGGGUCUGCUACACAUGGUACUACUAAUAAAUUAAUAACUUUAUCGGGAGGAACUGGCAGGAGUACUGAAUAUGGUAUGGACGACCGUCCUCCACCACCAGCUCAUAAUAGUUUGCUGCACAUGGCCGAUGAUCUUAAUAAAGCAGUAGAGGAACUAGUUCAUAUCAUGACAUCGGAAUCCAACAAUGAGCAGUAAAGCGAUAGCACAAUAUAUACAAGCAUUUUUGAUGUAGGUAACGAUAUCAACGGAUUUUUGUAAUGGAAACAUUAGGCAGUAAUAAUGCUUAAACACAAAUAUUUAAAAAAAAUUAAAAUAUUAAAUGAUAUGUAUCGGUUACAUACAUUUGCUAUGAAAUUAAAUUAUGAAUUACAUAUAUUGAUACAAAGCAUCACUCAUAACUUGACAUGCAAUUAAUCGACAUCAUAUGCACACAUAUCUACAAUCAUAAAUUAUCUUACAAUAAAUAUAUAUAACGAAAAGUAAUCAAAUCAAAAUUUGGUAAAAGACUAAAAUAGUCCCCUACCCCCCCCACUCACGGUGAGCUACUAAGUGACCGAAAAAAUGGCUAAUUUCUACAUUUUUGGUAACCAAAUCUUUAUUAAAAUAUGCGGAAACGUAAAUUAAUGUAUUAAGAAGGGGGGAGGGGUGAAAAAGUUAGGCUUAAUCAGUUAAAAAGUGUUUUUUGGGUCACUCUUUUGGGUAACUCACCAUGAGGGGGGGGGGGGGGGCUAUUUUAGUCUUUUACCCAAAAUUUUAUCUAAAUAAAUUGUAUAAUAUGUUUAGGUAAAAGAUUAAAAUAGGCCCCCAACCCACGGUGGGCUACUAAGUGACCAAAAAAAUCGCUAAUUUCAACAUUUUUGGUAAUCAAAUCUACAUUAAAAUAUGCGGAAAUGUAAAUUAAUGUAUUUUGGAAGGGAGGAGGGGUGGAAAAGUUACAUUAAAUCAGUUAAAAAGCGGCUUUUUCGGUUGCUCAGUAACUCACUGUGAGUGGGGGGCCUAUUUUAAUCUAUUUUACCUAUGCUUACAGUCAUAGAUACUGUGAAAUAUACCAAACUUUUUGUAUAGUUUUUCUCGUUUUGUUUGCAAUCCGUAAUAACAUGUGCAUUAAAAAAAGAGAUAAAAUUUGCCGAUUUUUCAUGGGCAAACCGUCAAACGCACUGCUAAAACUAAAAAUGCAACAUCAAUAUUAGUUAUCCAUGAGUCAUCAGACAAAUUUUUAAAGCUCUAUCAGUCGAACUCUAAUUGUGAUGGCGAAAAGAGUGAAGCAACUUCUUUCCGAGGUUUGCGCAUUUCAAAAACGGGUACCCAAAAGUUCAUCGUGUGUCAUUUUGUGAGUAUAUGAUAUAUUGCCGGAUAUGGCUGUCCCAAUAUCUGUAAAAUCUUUGCGCUAUUGCCCAAUAAUAAAAGCAUCACAGAAGGCAUGGUGCUGGACGGCCGACGACUCUGACCAACAUAAAGCUCCAAAGGAUGCUGAUCCGACCGAGACCGAGGAAAAAGUAGCUACAUCGCUGCGUGGGAUUGGCCGUGAGAUCGGUGCAACUGCCCAAACAGUUAAAAAGAACUUGGCGGACAUGGGCAUACAUCUCGGAGCAGCAGGCAAGGACCCAAGGGCUUUAGUAAAAAAAAAAAGCGGCACAGUAUCAAUGUGAUACCGAAGAUUGCGAACCCUCUCAACGUCUCCCAGCUGCUGCCCACCGGAAAUUUAUAGGCUAACUUUAAACGUAGGAUCUAUUGUGACAAUUAAUAGCCAAAACGGAGGAGGAAUCGAAUAAAAAGUCACAGAAAGAGUUGAAAAACAUGUGCACAAAUAUGUUUUCGACUGCCAUGUCGAAAUUACCGGCUAACUGUCGGAAUCCUGCUCGGAAUGGCGCCAAUUAUUUUUGCGAAUAAACUGAUAAACUCAUUUUCCACGUGUAAUUUACAGGACUCAAUUAUCUGUCAUAGGUUAUUCUUUAUCACCAUUCAAAUUUUGUCUCUUUUGUAUGCAUACGUUAUUGUACGCAAUAUAUUUGAUUUGGUCUUGUAAUGAAUAAACACGUAAAGGUUAUCGCAGAA